CAUUAUUUCUCUCUGAUCAUGUUCUCUGUCUUGGCCGUUACCUUCACUCUCUCUCUGCGUUUCUUCCCGCCGGUUACUUUAACGGAGAACCGUACAACACCGUUUCAGGCGUUGCCAUAUCUAGUCACAGCCUGAAAGGCAACAAUACACAAUUAAUCAUCCUUAAUGCGUGAAUUAGAAAACCCAGAAAAAUUACAAAAGAGGAAGUGAGAGGAAGUUGCAAAGUUGUGUGUGUGUGUGUGUGUGUGUGUGUGUAGAAGUUGCAAAGUUGGUGCCUUUUUUGGGGUUGAAGAAGAAGAAGAAGAAGAAGAAGAAGGAGAAAUGGAUAUAACAGAGGUGUCAAUAAUUCACCAUGUGGGGAUUGUGUUAUGUAUGCUGUGGUUGCUCUCCCACUACAAUUACUGCCACCCAGUUGCCUACUUUUUAUCUCUCAUUUAUCUUUACCUGGUUCAUGAUAGGUACAUUACGAGAUUGCGGAAGAAAUUACAGUUCGAGGAAAGAAAACAGGCUAAUCAGAGACGGGUGCUUUCUGAUUCUGAGACGGUGCUGUGGUUGAACCACACAAUUGAAAAGAUAUGGCCUAUAUGUAUGGAACAGAUUGCUUCACAGAAGAUCCUUAUCCCCAUCAUACCUUGGUUUCUGGAGAAGUACAAGCCAUGGACUGCCAAGCAAGCAGUAGUUCAGCACCUUUACUUGGGAAGAAAUGCACCUAUACUCACAGAUAUGAGAGUGGUUCGCCAGUCUACUGAUGAUGAUCACCUGGUUCUGGAGUUGGGAUUGAAUUUUCUUACAGCUGAUGAUAUGAUCGCAAUACUUGCUGUGAAGUUAAGGAAAAGACUAGGUUUUGGGAUGUGGGCAAAGUUGAAUAUUACAGGCAUGCAUGUUGAAGGAAAGGUCUUGAUUGGAGUGAAGUUUCUUCGCAGGUGGCCAUUUCUUGGCCGCGUGCGGCUAUGCUUCGUUGACCCUCCAUAUUUUCAGAUGACUGUUAAACCUAUUUUCACUCAUGGACUUGACGUUACAGUACUCCCUGGGAUUGCUGGAUGGCUGGAGAAGCUUCUGUCAAUUGCCUUUGAGCAGACACUUGUUGAGCCUAAUAUGCUGGUUGUUGACAUGGAGAAAUUUGUUUCCCCAAAGCAAGAAAGUUGGUUCUCUGUGAAUGAGAAGGAGCCUCUUGCUCUUGCCAAAGUAGAAGUUAUUGAAGCAUCUGACGUGAAAGCCGCCGAUUUAAAUGGAUUUUCUGACCCUUAUGUUAAGGGUCAAUUGGGCCUUUACCGGUUCAAGACUAAGAUACAAAAGAAAACACUGUCUCAAUGGCAUGAGGAGUUCAAGAUCCCCAUUAUUACAUGGGAUUCACCUAAUGUGCUUGCUAUUGAACUUUGUGACAAGGACCGAUUCGUUGAUGAUGCCCUUGGUGACUGCUCGAUUAACAUUGGUGAUCUUAGAGACGGCCAGAGACAUGACAUGUGGGUGCCUCUUCAGAAUAUUAAAACCGGGAGGCUGCAUCUUGCAAUAACUGUUCUUGAAGACAAUGUGAAGGGACCCGAGCAGUCAGAAGUUCAGGAAACGGUAGAUUUGGAAGAUAAAAGAAAUUCAUUUGCCAGUGAUGCUAAUCAAAGUUCCUUCUCAUCUAUAUCAUCCGAGAAGUCUAACAGGUUGGCAGAUAACUUUGAGCCGAUUGACGUUGAAGGGCAAAAAGAGACUGGUAUAUGGGUCCAUCAUCCAGGAAGUAAAGUUUUACAAACUUGGGAAAGUAGAAAAGGAAGGAGCCGACUCCUUGAUACCGAGAUUCUAAAUGAUACUAACAGCCGUAAUUCAGUCACAUCUGGCUCCCAAAACAAUGACGAUGGAGGCACGGAUAAAAAUCCUGACGAGAAACGGCACAUGAAAGGAGUUCGCAAGGGACUAAAUAAGUUAUGUUCGAUGCUCCACAGGAGUUCCAAGAAGGAGCCGAGUACAAGCAGCUUUAAAGAGACCGCUCGUUCUCAAAGUAUUAAUCUUAGAGGAGUUCAUGACAAUGAAAGUGGGGUGAAAUUCAUUGUGGAAGAUGACCUUUCUAGGCCUCUUUCUUGUAAGGUUCGGGAAGAAAAGGAUUUCUGCAGGAGGGAGUGGUUCAGGUACCCCGGGAAAGGGCAAGUUGAGAGAGAUGAAAAGUUUCUUCAAGCGUAAUGAAAAAUCUGAUCGAAAAGAUUUUGCAAAGUCUCAAAGUGAUUCUUCGGUAGUGAAAGAAAGAGAAAUGUUAGAAUAUUACAACUCUUCUGAUGAUGAUCCUCUGCCCAAAUAGUUGAUAUGUUAGCAGUUAUGGUUGCAAGCGACACCGCAGUUGAUGCUGAAGGUCCAACGAUGAAGGCUGGAUUUAAAUCUUUCUUAUAUUAACAGUCCCUCGUGGCUCCGGAAGUAGGGUUCUUUACAUUCUCAUCCUUAUUUAGCUCUCUCAUGGCGGACUUGCUAACUCUGCAGUCGACAAGGUAGUGUCACAAGCUGUGAGGGGUUCCCUUUUGCGUUCGCAGGUAAGCCAUGCUAGGUUGAUUCUGUUCUUAUAUAUUGCCAAUGCUUUGUUGGUUUAUUUUCAAUCAUUUCCGGAGAAGAGGGGAAAACAGUAAUCAAGGUGAAAAGAGGAAAAGGUAAAAUAGCCGGUAGCAAUGGGGUGGAUUAGAGAACUGUUUUUCCAUCACCGGAUUCUCUUUUGGCAGUGCCAUGAUAGAGGGUGCUUGUUUGUUUGACUCGUUUGUUUUUGUUUUCUGUAAACACUAGCAUAUUACAUCGAUAUUCAUGGUCGAAACCAAUUUGUAUGUAGUUCCAUUUGUGAGAUGGUGGUUCGAUCGUGGAACCAACGUCUUUUUGUGUAGUUAUAAGUUCUUGAUUGCAA
Malus domestica (apple) is the source of this 2866-nucleotide messenger RNA. RefSeq names its product C2 domain-containing protein At1g53590-like. Gene Ontology annotation, molecular function: lipid binding. NCBI's taxonomy places the organism in Eukaryota, Viridiplantae, Streptophyta, Magnoliopsida, Rosales, Rosaceae. The record is from RefSeq and is a predicted model, not a curated record.